AUUAUAUUAUGUUAUGCCUCCACCAUAAUAACAAUAUGUACUGCGCCUAAUUCGUAUUUGUAUAUUACAAUUUUAUUAUUUGUGUAUUACAUUCAGACUUAUUAUUUUUAACUUUGUUUUGAGAGGGAUAUGAUUCAAUUUCAUUAUUUGUUGCAGUCGUCGUACGCGGUACCUACGCAUAUUAUAUAAUAUACUUACGAUCACAAAAUGGCAGAUUCAACGGUAGACAUAUGCCCCACAAUAAACAAGGAUCAGGUUGCGGACAUUUUGAAAAACGAUUACGGUUUUAUCAAUGGAAAAAUCCAAGAAUUGGAUGGUUACGAUGAUAAAAACUAUUACAUUACAGAUGUUGAAAAAUACACUGAAGAAAUUGAAUUUCCAAUAGACGGAAUAGUCGUAAAAUUCAUAAAUUCAAUAGACUCGAAGAAUUUGUUACUUCUAGAUGCACAAACGAAACUUACUCAGCAUCUUGAACGUUCUGGAAUAUAUUGUCCAAUACCCGUGUUUAAUAAAUAUGGAGAAAGUUAUCGGUCUCACAUUCUAGAUAACAAAAUACACGCAGUCAGAGUCUACAAAUAUGUUAAAGGAGAAACUAUGAAUAAAGUUAAAAUCAAUUCUGAAAUGACUGCAAAUUUUGGUUUUUAUGUUGGUCGUUUAACAUCAAUUCUUAAGACAUUUAAUCAUGAUGGAUUCCAUCGAAGUCAUUUGUGGGCUCUAGAGAAAUGUCCAGAAGUUCUAAAAUUUGUAGAAGUUUUUGAUCAAGAAAAACAGCAACAAACAAUUACCACAGUAAUAAACAAAUUUCAGUCUGAUGUUUUGUUAAAAGCUGAUUAUCUUGAAAAAAGUGUUAUUCAUGAAGACCUCAAUAUGAAUAAUAUAAUCAUAAAAGACAACAAAAUACUUGGUAUUAUUGAUGUAGGUGAUGUUGUCCAUUCAUUCACAAUUUUUGAUUUUUCUGUUGCACUAUGUUACCUAAUUAUGCAUGAAUUUAAAGACAAUAAUGCUAAGUUAUCUAAUGUACAUAUUAAGAAUUUUGUUGAAGCUUAUGAAAAACAGUACAGAAAUUUAAAUGAUUUUGAAGUCUCCAUAAUACAUACUUGUAUAUGUGCCAGAAUUUGUCAAAGUUUAGUUUUGGGUAAAAAAUCAAGCCUGAGAGAUUUAUCAAAUAGUUACAUACUAUCUACACAGAAGAACGGGUGGAGAGCAUUAGAAGAAUUAAUGAACAUUGAAGAUGACAAAUUUGUUAUGUUACUGAAACAUUAGUUCAAGAAAUUACAUUUUAAAUGAUUUUUAUCAUCAUUAAUGAAUUUAGUUUUACAUUAAGUACAAUAACAAUUAACUUUAUAGGCAUUGUUAUUUGAUAUUUUGAUAAAUAGCAUAGCAAUAAUGCAAUAUAUUGAAACUUAUAUUACCAAUUAUACCUGCAACAAAAAUACAAAUACAAAUAAAAAGUAUUUGAAAAGUAUCUGAAAUACAAAGAAAGUAUUUAAAUAUAAAUAUUCGAAUACUUAACAAGACUGUUUAGUAGUUAUAGUAUUUUACACCCGUGCUGAAUGUGAAAUGUGAAUAUUCAUGUCAGAACCUAAUAUCAUUGAUUAUAAUAUCUAGUAUGCUAAUAAUAUUAUUAUGUCGUAUUUAGAUUUUUAGAUUCUGAGCGGAGCGAUGAAUGUAUUGGUUCUACAAUGAUGUGUAUUUUUUUAUUUUUGUGUCAGUGUACACGAUUAGUAGUCGAAAUAAUGCUUCCAUUUUCAACUUCAGUCUUCAGUAUUUUGUUCGAUGGGAAAGUGAAUCUAGUUGGUACUAUUGGGAGAUCAAAAUUCAAAAAAUAAUUUUCAAAAGCGCACGGAAAAACAAAAUAAAUAUAAAGGAAAAACUGAAAUUUUUACUCAAAAUCGUUUUUGGCUUUUGGUGUAACUCUGAAACAAAUAUUUGUAAAUACAUGACAUUUUCACUGAAUA
Molecule: messenger RNA, 1958 nt
Organism: Metopolophium dirhodum (rose-grain aphid)
Lineage: Eukaryota; Metazoa; Arthropoda; Insecta; Hemiptera; Aphididae
Product: hydroxylysine kinase
Exons: 8
Coding region: 208-1263 (351 amino acids)
Molecular function (GO): amino acid kinase activity
Source: RefSeq, a predicted model, not a curated record